This is a messenger RNA of Sporothrix schenckii 1099-18, 1605 nucleotides long. Its product is annotated as anthranilate synthase component I. The record is from RefSeq and is a predicted model, not a curated record. The transcript is spliced from 4 exons. The coding region runs from base 1 to 1605 and encodes 534 amino acids. Lineage: Eukaryota; Fungi; Ascomycota; Sordariomycetes; Ophiostomatales; Ophiostomataceae. Gene Ontology annotation, biological process: L-tryptophan biosynthetic process.
AUGGACGGUCCUGACGUUAUCGUGCCGUCCCUCGAGACGGUGAAGUCAGUGGUGGCCGGCAUCCUUGAGACAGCUAAGGCUGCGGCCGCCAAGGGCAGCGCCUCGUCGUACCGCCGGCCCAACCUGGUGCCAGUGUACGGCCAAAUCUCGUCGGACUUGAUCACGCCGUCGGCCGCGUAUCUCAAAGUGUCGGAGCACUACAAGUCCGAGUAUUCGUGCCUGUUUGAGAGCGCCGCCACCGAGCGGGUCGGCCGCUACAGUUUUGUGGCCGCAGGGCCGCGCAAGGUGAUUGAGACGGGCCCCGGCUUCGGCGAGGCCGCCGACCCGCUGCCGGCGCUCGAGGCCGAGCUGGCACGCUUCUCUGUGGCGCAUGUGCCCGGCGUGCAGCUGCCGCCGCUGGCUGGCGGUGCCGUUGGCUACGUGUCCUACGACUGUGUGCGAUAUUUCGAGCCCAAGACAGCACGUGAGAUGAAGGAUGUGCUGCAGAUCCCCGAGUCUCAGUUCUGCUUCUAUGAUACGAUUGUGGCGUUUGACCGCUUCUUCGGCAUCAUCAAGGUCAUCACCUACCUCAACAUCGAGCCCGCGGGCGAGGGCGAGGGCGAAACGUACGACGAUGCCGCCAUUGAGACCGAGUACCGCCGCGCGACGGACGUGAUCGACACGCUCAUCGGUGUGCUCAACGGGCCCGAGACGCCGCUGCCCGAGCAGAAGUUUGUCGAGCUCGGCCGCGAGUACAAGUCCAAUGUUGGCAAGGAGGGCUACAUGAACCACGUGACGGAGCUCAAGAAGCACAUUGUCAAGGGCGACAUCAUCCAAGCGGUGCCGUCGCAGCGUUUUGCGCGCCCGACGGACCUGCACCCGUUCAACAUUUACCGCCACCUACGCACCGUCAACCCGUCGCCCUACUUGUUUUACGUCAACUGCGGCGGCCGCUUCCAGAUUGUCGUCCGAGGGGGCCGCAUCAUCACGCACCCCAUUGCCGGCACCGUCAAGCGCGGCAAGACGGCCGAGGAGGACGAGGCGCUGGCCGAGGAGCUGCGGUCGUCGCUCAAGGACCGCGCCGAGCACGUCAUGCUGUGCGACCUGGCGCGCAACGAUGUCACACGGGUAUGCGACCCGCGCGAGACGCGCGUCGACCGGCUCAUGGUGGUCGAGAAGUUCUCGCACGUGCAGCACCUAGUGUCGCAGGUGUCGGGCGUGCUGCGGCCAGAGUGCACGCGGUUCGACGCGUUCCGAUCCAUCUUCCCGGCGGGCACGGUGUCGGGCGCGCCCAAGGUGCGGGCAAUGGAGCUGAUUGCGGAGCUGGAGGGCGAGAAGCGCGGCGUGUACGCGGGCGCGGUGGGCUAUUUCGGAUACAAUGGCGUGGCGGCAGACGGGGUGACCACGGUGGACGGCGCCAUGGACACGUGCAUUGCGCUGCGGACGAUGGUGGUGGUGGACGGCGUUGCCUAUCUGCAGGCGGGCGGCGGCAUUGUGUUUGACAGCGACGAGUACGACGAGUGGGUGGAGACGAUGAACAAGCUGGGCGCCAACAUGCACUGCAUCACGUCGGCCGAGCAGCUGUAUGCGCGGCGGCAACAAAAGAACAACAGAGCGGCGCCAUAA